CUUAGUGUGUGAGUUGGUCCCGGGAAAGGGGGCUGUGGGUGCCUUUUUCCCGCUCUGCGCCGAACUUAGGAUGGCUGUUGCGGCGCCGCUGUGUCUGGCGGCGGUCCUCCUGGCCCUGUCUCAGGAAGCCCUGACGCGCGCCAUCCCAGAGGAGGAGCUUCCGGACACCGCCCUGGCUUCCGAUGACUCUCCCGCUGAGCCUCGUGUCCCAAGAGAAUUCUUCGAUCCCAGCACACAAGAAACGGACCUGAUCGAAGACGCAUUUAUGCCCGGUGCCAAGCGAGCGGAGCCUAAGGAGACUGGAGAAGACCAAGACUACGCAUUAAAAGGGCCUGGCGGGCUGGGUCUUGGGCAGAAGGAGUCGAAAGAAAGUCGCAAACUCGCCCUGACAAAUGAUUUAUCAGAGUCAGAGAAAUCUGCCCUUGAAUGACGAGAUGGAAAAGGAAGUCAGUGGUGAGCUGAAGAAAGCUCGAGCUCUGAUGAAAUUGGGUCAAAACCUGGGAGAGCCUCUGGAUGCAGAAGAAUCGCUGAAUGAUCUGCCUGAAAGCGGCAAGGAACCAUUACAUGACAUUCUCAAGCGAGCGGCAGAGGAGAGUAUGUCAGACGUAGAAGACUCAGUAAAUUAUAUCAUAGAUAGUCUAACUUCGUCAACAAAAAAGGAACUUGAAGAUAAAUCUGCAAAGAGUGAAGUUUAUGAGUCUCUAGAGGAGCUGCUUACAAAAGAUAAGCUCAACAAAAUAAAUGACUUAAAAAAAGCUUUAGAUUUACUCUCAAAAAAUACAACCGCCAAAAAAAAUGAUAGAGACAAAGCUUUAGACGAACUGCUUGCUAAAGAUGAACUCGCCGAAAUCAGUAAGAGAUCGGGAGCUUUAGAAGUAUUGCUCCCAAAAGAUACGAUCAAGGAAGUAAGGGAUGUAAAAAGAAAUCCUAAUGAAUUGCUUGCAAAACACGAAAUCAACAAAAUCAGCGAUGUAGAGGGAGUUUUAAAAGAACUGAUCCCAAGAGAUAAUAUCAUGAAACGAAGUGAUGUGCAAGUUUUAGGGAAACUGCUUGCAGAAGAUGAAAUAGUAAAGAUAAAAAGAGCAGAUGAGCCUAUAGAAACGGAGGGAGUUUUAGAAUCACUUCCUAAACAAAUCAGCAAAAGAAGUGAAGUGAAGGAAGUCCAUCAGGAACUACUCCCAGGAGGUAAGCUCACCAAUGUAGGUGAGACAGACGAGUUUUUAGAACUAAUUGCAGAAGGUAAGCUUAUCAAAGACUCUCUUAAACUGCCAAAAAGCAUGGAUUCGUUACCCGACGAAGAAGAGGUAGUGAAAGAACUAACAGAACUUUUGCAGUCAUCAAAGGACAGACAUAAGAAGGAGCUCCUGCCAGACCCAGAGUUGCCGGAAUUGAGGAGGUCGAGAAGAAACGACAAAACUUCGUCUGAGGAAUCGAUAGUGAAGGAGUUGAUAGAUGAUAUUCAACUGCAAACAAAGAAAGCGCGAAAACUUCCAAGAAUCAGAGCAAGAGCGAUUACUGCUUUACCAUCAAGAGACCUUCACGCGCUUGGAGAAGAUGCGUCGGAACCGGAAGGGCCUGGUGACCACCGCCAGACCAGAUCAAACGCAGGAGAGCAUGGGCUUCAGGAACUGAGUCCCGGCGCCCUCGAGGACGAUUCUUCUCUCCUCGAACCUUUGGUACAGGGCAGCGGAGAGGGAACUCGCCGGAGAAGGAGUGUGUCUGAAACUAAUGAUUUGGAAUUGAGACACUCUGCCGAUCGGUUUUCCAGAUAUGAGAGAGAAACUGCAAAUGAGCAGGCUGGCGAAGGUCCGAAAAAGCCUACCAGCAGAAACUUAUGACCCCUACCCUUUGGACGAGAGCCUAGAUUUGAGGCAAGGCCGCAAUGUGGAGCUUGUGGACAGGGAGCAGUCACCAGACGUGGAUCCCCAAGAGCAACCAGAAACUAUCAACACCGAGUCGUUGAAAACAAC
Molecule: messenger RNA, 1970 nt
Organism: Penaeus monodon (black tiger shrimp)
Lineage: Eukaryota; Metazoa; Arthropoda; Malacostraca; Decapoda; Penaeidae
Exons: 2
Coding region: 393-1838 (481 amino acids)
Source: RefSeq, a predicted model, not a curated record